AUGCUGUACAUUUCGAACUUCACCAAUGACAGGAUUGGCCAAAAGCGGGCUGGAGAUAAUAAUCGCAAUCGAGACAAAUCGUGCAAGCCUGAGGCUGUGAUGGAAAGAUAUGAUCCCGGCGUCCGGAACUCGCUAGCCGGCGGUCCGUGGCAUUCCGGCCUUAAUGUUGACGCGUUGACGUUGUUUCCCAGUCAAGUUUCAAUUAUCUUGAGACACUUUUAUCACACUCUGCUAACCUCCAAGGCUUUUCAAGCAUGAUAAGGAAUCAACAUUUACCAAGCGAUACAGGAAACACACGCGGUGCUCGGACGUGGAAAGUUGAUCGAAAACUGAAAGUUCACCGGAGAAGACGCGAGCACUGCGAUUAAUUCAGUAAGAAAGAGAAUCUCAUGAAGUAGACAACGCCGUUGUACAUCUGCUAGUACCCCAAAUCUCUUGAGUGAAAUUUGACAGAGAGAUUGGCGCACAUAUCACUGGCACUUGUUCAGGUCGUAUUCCAGUGCAACCUCACGGCUGCAUUUCUGUGACUCUUUCAGCAGAGCCCGAACCAUUCAAGCGCCGAAAAGUCAUUGUCACAGUUGAAAAUUUUCUAGUAACCUAUCGCCAUGGAUGUUCUAUUUGGAUGUUAUGCUGCUCAGCUUUAAAAUUCAGUAUACUGCUUCUUUCUUUGAAAAGGUG
Messenger RNA from Serpula lacrymans var. lacrymans S7.9, 678 nucleotides. RefSeq lists its product as uncharacterized. The coding region runs from base 1 to 258 and encodes 85 amino acids. The record is from RefSeq and is a predicted model, not a curated record. The transcript is spliced from 4 exons. NCBI's taxonomy places the organism in Eukaryota, Fungi, Basidiomycota, Agaricomycetes, Boletales, Serpulaceae.